AUGUACACAAGAGAGCUGCAAUGCUCUAGUGAUGAACAAAAAAGCGACGUUUCUCACUUGAGGAGUGAAAAUUUAUUUCCUCAAAGAAAUGAGCACGUCAGUGAGAAUACAUGCCUAACGAGCAUCCUUCACCUGAGCGAUGUAAUCACAUCACAGAGCGAAAACUUUGCACGCCUGAACGGUGAACAUUUAAAUUGUUACCAUUCGUCGGUAAAUAGCAACAUUUCUCGCAUCGAAAGUGGAGUUCGCUCCUGUUUAGCUUCAUCACUAUUAGCAAAAUUCUGUUGCACAGAAAUUCCGAUCCAUGAGGAAGGGGAAGCAGCAAGCUGCAAGGAAGAACCAAAUUGUGCACACAGCAGCGAGGCGGUUAUUUCGACGAACGGUCAAAAUAAUGGUGAGGAGAAUAAUACCCAAUUUGGUACUCCGAAAAAUAGGACAAAUAAUGAAAUAAAAAAUAGUCAGGCAAAUGAUUCCAUAGCUGAAGGAGAUCAUCUGAGUGCGGUGGGAACUUCUUCAAUUUGCCUACCCAUUAAAGAAAAUUCGGAAGAUGGACGAGCUUUGAAUGAUAAUAGAAAGCACGGAAAUGGUGAAUCGCCCCCCUCUAGCAAAAGGUAUGCCCUGUCUAGCCCUGCAUGUGACCCCAAAACUACAAACGCGAAGCGGAUUAGCCAUUCUACCGUAGUGCCCAACCCAGAACGUGCAGAAUAUGUGAGUGGCAAUCCUGAAAAGGAACGGGGUCAAGAGAAAUUACAACUUGCGGAUGGCCAUAUGAACGAACGCACGAUGGCAUAUUACCCAGAUGAAGAAAUACAGGGGGGUAAAAAAACGUUUAACACAAAAUUGAGUGCAUUGAAUGAUGACAAUUUUGAGCUAACGAAAACCUCAUGUAACACUAGAGGGGACGGAAUAGAACGAAAAAAACAGCAUGGAAAUGGAAAAAAUUGCAAUUGCGUGGGAGAAAAAAAGGACCCUUCACCUUCACCUUCCCCUUUAAGUACAAAACCACGGAGCUACUCGCUAGAUGAUAUUAAAAACGGAAAAGUAGAUAUCCCAAACGUUAUAUUUAGGAAGCUACCCUUCAAUUCGAACGGAGACAAUGUCAUAGAUUCGUAUAGGAGAAAUCAUAAGCUGCUCAAUUUUAUGAAGGACUGCAACGAGUCGGUUGGCCUGAUUUUAAAAUACCCACAAAUUGAAAAGAGUCAAAAUAGGACACUCAAAGUACCAUCGGAAAUUUCCCCUGCAAUUAGGAGCAAUAUCGGUGCGGCCAUCAUAUAUGAAGAUAAAUUUGACAGGAGGAACCAUCACCCACAUGUUCAAAACUUACAUAUGGGCAAAAUAUACGAAAGUCAUGUCUUUAACAUUUUGAAAAAUAAAAAGGAUUUGGGGAAGAAACUAUUCAACCAAAGUAAUGCAUAUGAAAAAUAUAAGUAUAAUAACACCAAUGGCUUUUGGAUAAGUAAUAUUGACAAGAGACGUUUAGUAGACCCCGAAAGGAACGAUAGCUACAUUACAGAGCUGAUAUAUGAGGAAAAUGGAUCCUAUGCUGAAGAAAUGGAAACGCUAAAGCGCUGCAGAGGUUACGAUGGCAUUCCUCCUAUUGAAGAAUUCUACAGAGACAAUAAUUUUUAUUUAUUUUUACAAAAGGAGGGAAUCUCCCGUGGUUAUAGGAACCCCGUGAUGGCAACCACCAUGCGCCGCUACGACAUAGAAAAGGUUUCGGACUACGAAUAUGUCGACACGUGUGAAUGCAUCACGCCCGUUCAUCGAUCGUAA
Molecule: messenger RNA, 1773 nt
Organism: Plasmodium vivax (malaria parasite P. vivax)
Lineage: Eukaryota; Apicomplexa; Aconoidasida; Haemosporida; Plasmodiidae
Exons: 1
Coding region: 1-1773 (590 amino acids)
Source: RefSeq, a predicted model, not a curated record